AUGUGUGUGUGUCUGUUUUCACAGAUCGUUCAUGAGAGGCUUGCGGCUCGCAAUGUCCUACUGACCUUUUUCUUGGAUGCCAAAGUCUCCGGCUUUGGCCCGCAGUAUGCCAGCGAUGGGCAAAUCAGGAUUCCGGUCAAGUGGGCAGCACCAGAAGUACUAGAAGACAAGCCAGCAACAGAAAAAAGUGAUGUGUGGUCCUUUGGAAUCACACUCUGGGAAAUUUUCAGCCUCGGCCAACAACCUUAUCCUGACAUUCGGAGCACUGAGAUGGGAACACGGCUCAAGUCUGGAUAUCGCAUGAGCAAGCCUGAAUUUGCUGAUGACAUGUUUUACAAACUUAUGACCAAAUGCUGGGAGGAGUCUCCUGGUAAACGCCAAACUUUUAAGUUCAUCAGUGACCAGUUGUCGGGCAUGUUCAAACCAAGAGAGAGGAGAAGUGAGGACAUCUAUUAUGCGACCAAUCCAUCACAUUAA
This is a messenger RNA of Pomacea canaliculata, 477 nucleotides long. RefSeq names its product tyrosine-protein kinase CSK-like. Gene Ontology annotation, molecular function: transmembrane receptor protein tyrosine kinase activity; ATP binding. Gene Ontology annotation, cellular component: signaling receptor complex. Lineage: Eukaryota; Metazoa; Mollusca; Gastropoda; Architaenioglossa; Ampullariidae. The record is from RefSeq and is a predicted model, not a curated record. Gene Ontology annotation, biological process: positive regulation of kinase activity; multicellular organism development; protein phosphorylation. The coding region runs from base 1 to 477 and encodes 158 amino acids. The transcript is spliced from 4 exons.